AUGGGCAAAACCGGAGAACGAGGAGCAAAAGGAGACCAAGGACCAGAUGGAAAACAAGGUAUUAAAGGAAUGAAGGGACCAGAUGGAGACAAAGGUCCAGUUGGCGACCAAGGUGCACACGGAGAAAAAGGAGCACAAGGUGACACAGGAAAAGCUGGAGAGCAAGGGGUUGUAGGUGAUCAAGGACCAGUCGGUACAGUGGGACCGAAAGGACCACAUGGUGAUCCAGGAAAAGAUGGACAAAAAGGAGAAACAGGAGCACUAGGGAAGAAAGGAGAAAAGGGAGAUAAAGGAGACAUUGGAGAACAAGGACCCCAGGGACCAGCAGGAACGAAAGGAAUGACUGGUGACCAAGGCGGUAAAGGUAUGAUUGGUGACAAAGGAAAGCCCGGAACAAUGGGACCAAAUGGAGCCCCAGGAGAAAAAGGUCACGAAGGGGAUAAAGGAUUACCAGGCGAUAUAGGACCACAGGGACCAACAGGCGCACCAGGAGAGAACGGAAUUGAUGGAGGAAAAGGACCAGAUGGCAAUCCAGGACCAAUUGGACCAAAGGGUGAACAAGGGGACCAAGGACCAAAAGGAAUCCCUGGCGACAAAGGGGAUCCAGGAGACCAAGGAGCUCAUGGCAAACCUGGUGCUCAAGGAGAACAAGGUCUAGCUGGCCCGAAAGGACCUAAAGGCGAUACUGGAAUGAAAGGACAAACAGGAGAUAAAGGCGCGGAUGGUAAGAAUGGAGUCGAUGGACAGAAAGGGCCAGCUGGUGACGCAGGAGAAAAAGGACAGCAGGGAAAACAAGGUCCUGACGGACUUCAAGGACCAACGGGACCAAAAGGAAAUGACGGUAUGAAGGGAAUGAAAGGUAGCAAAGGUGACAAAGGAGACCAUGGCGAUAAAGGUGUUCACGGAGACAAAGGUGCUGAUGGUAUGAAAGGUCAAAAGGGCGAUAAGGGAGUAAUUGGCGAUAAAGGUAUGAAAGGAGGUGAUGGAAAAGAUGGGCAAAAAGGAGCUAAAGGCGAUACAGGUGACAAAGGAAUAAAAGGAGACACUGGCAACAAAGGACAAGACGGUAUGAAAGGAGCGGUCGGAAAUAAAGGAGACAAGGGAGAAACAGGAAGCAAAGGUAUGCCUGGUGCUAAAGGAAUGACCGGAAACAAGGGAGUCCAGGGAGACGUUGGUGGCAAAGGAGAAACUGGCGACAAAGGCAUGAAAGGAGCAGGUGGUGAUCAAGGAGCACAGGGAAUAAAAGUAAAAAUUCUGAACUAA
Molecule: messenger RNA, 1263 nt
Organism: Mytilus californianus (California mussel)
Lineage: Eukaryota; Metazoa; Mollusca; Bivalvia; Mytilida; Mytilidae
Product: collagen alpha-1(XXV) chain-like
Exons: 7
Coding region: 1-1263 (420 amino acids)
Source: RefSeq, a predicted model, not a curated record